CCUCACAAAUGAGCAAAGACUUCCCUCGAGGCAUCUAGAGAUCGCUCUUCUGGGGUGAAUAUGGAACCACGGAGGAUGGAGUCCUUAGACAGGAGAAGAACCAUCUCUGAGCAAGAGGAGGGCUUUGGAGUGGAGGCCAGGAUGACCACCGAUCUGGGCAUGGUCCCCAAUCUCCGGCGAAGCAAUAGCAGCCUUUUCAAGAGCAGGAGACUUCUGUGCCCCUUCAUUGAGAAGCAAGAAAACCUCAGCUCGUGGAUCCCUGAAAACAUCAAGAAGAAGGCGUGUGUGUAUUUCGUGGAAAGUUCCAAACUCUCUGAUGCAGGGAAGGUGGUGUGUGAAUGUGGUUACACCCGUGAACAGCACGAGGAAGUGGCCAUCAAGCCUCACGCCUUUCAGGGCAAGGAAUGGGACCCGAAGAAGCAUGUCCACGAGAUGCCUACAGAUGCCUUUGGCGACAUCGUUUUCACAGGCCUGAGCCAGAAAGUGGGGAAGUAUGUCCGGGUCUCCCAGGACACGCCCUCCAGUGUCAUCUACCAACUCAUGACCCAGCACUGGGGCCUGGAUGUCCCCAACCUCCUCAUCUCAGUGACUGGUGGGGCCAAGAACUUUAAAAUGAGGCUGAGGCUGAAGAGCAUCUUCCGGAGGGGCCUGGUCAAGGUGGCCCAAACCACAGGGGCCUGGAUCAUCACUGGGGGGUCCCACACUGGUGUGAUGAAGCAGGUGGGUGAGGCGGUACGGGACUUCAGCCUGAGCAGCAGUUGCAAAGAAGGAGACGUCAUCACCAUUGGUGUAGCCACAUGGGGCACCAUCCACAACCGAGAGGGGCUGAUCAAUUCCAAGGGAGGUUUCCCCGCUGAGUACAUGCUGGAUGAGGAAGGCCAAGGAAAUCUGACCUGCCUAGACAGCAACCACUCCCACUUCAUCCUGGUGGAUGACGGGACCCAUGGCCAGUAUGGUGUGGAGAUCCCCCUGAGGACAAAGCUGGAGAAGUUCAUAUCAGAGCAAACAAAGGAAAGAGGAGGUGUGGCCAUCAAGAUCCCCAUUGUUUGCGUGGUGUUGGAGGGCGGCCCUGGAACCCUGCAUACCAUCUACAACGCCAUCACCAAUGGCACGCCCUGUGUGAUAGUGGAGGGCUCCGGCCGAGUGGCUGACGUCAUUGCCCAGGUGGCUGCUCUGCCUGUCUCUGAGAUCACUAUCUCCCUGAUACAGCAGAAGCUCAGCAUCUUCUUCCAGGAGAUGUUUGAGACUUUCACUGAAAGCAGGAUCGUGGAAUGGACCAAAAAGAUCCAAGAUAUUGUGCGGAGGCGGCAGCUGCUGACGGUCUUCCGGGAAGGCAAGGACGGGCAGCAGGAUGUGGAUGUGGCCAUUCUGCAGGCUUUACUGAAAGCCUCUCGAAGCCAAGACCACUCUGGCCAUGAGAACUGGGACCAUCAACUGAAGCUGGCCGUGGCGUGGAACCGUGUGGACAUUGCUCGCAGUGAGAUCUUCACUGAUGAGUGGCAGUGGAAGCCUGCAGAUCUGCACCCCAUGAUGACAGCUGCCCUCAUCUCCAACAAGCCUGAGUUCGUGAGGCUCUUUCUGGAGAAUGGUGUGCGGCUGAAGGAGUUUGUCACUUGGGAUGUUCUGCUCUGCCUGUACGAGAACCUGGAGCCAUCCUGCGUCUUCCACAGCAAGCUGCAGAAGGUGCUGGCGGAAGAGCACGAGCGCCUGACCUGUACGUCCACUGCAUCCCGGCUGCACAUGCACCACGUGGCCCAGGUGCUGCGUGAGCUCCUGGGGGACUCCACACAGCUGCUGUACCCCCGGCCCCGGUACAGUGACCGGCCACGGCUCUCGCCCAUGUCACAUAUCAAGCUCAACGUACAGGGGAUGAGCCUCCGGUCCCUCUAUAAGCGAUCAACAGACCAUGUUACCUUCACCAUUGACCCAAUCCGCGACCUUCUCAUUUGGGCCAUCAUCCAGAACCGCCGGGAGCUGGCGGGCAUCAUCUGGGCUCAGAGCCAGGACUGUAUUGCUGCAGCACUGGCCUGCAGCAAGAUCCUGAAGGAGCUGUCCAAGGAGGAGGAAGAUACAGACAGCUUGGAGGAGAUGCUGGCACUGGCGGAUGAGUUUGAGCACAGAGCUAUAGGCGUCUUCACUGAGUGCUACCGGAAGGAUGAGGAGAGAGCGCAGAAGCUUCUUGUCCGUGUGUCAGAGGCCUGGGGGAAGGCCACCUGCCUGCAGCUGGCCCUAGAUGCCAAGGACAUGAAAUUCAUGUCUCAUGGAGGCAUCCAGGCCUUCCUGACCAAGGUAUGGUGGGGCCAGCUCUGUGUGGACAACAGCCUGUGGCAGAUCAUCCUGUGCAUGCUGGCCUUCCCACUGCUCUUCACCGGCCUCAUCUCCUUCAGGGAGAAGAGGCUACAGGCCCUGUGCCGCCCAGCCCGCGUCCGUGCCUUCUUCAACGCACCUGUGGUCAUCUUCCACCUGAAUAUCCUGUCCUACUUUGCCUUUCUCUGCUUGUUUGCCUACGUGCUCAUGGUGGACUUCCAGCCCUCACCGUCCUGGUGCGAGUACCUCAUCUACCUGUGGCUGUUCUCCCUGGUGUGCGAGGAGACACGGCAGCUCUUCUAUGAUCCCGAUGGGUGUGGGCUGAAGAAGGUGGCGUCCCUGUACUUCAGUGACUUCUGGAACAAGCUGGAUAUUGGUGCCAUUCUGCUCUUCAUAGCAGGACUGACCUGCCGGCUCUUCCCAGUGACCCUGUAUCCCGGGCGCAUCAUCCUGUCUUUGGAUUUCAUCAUGUUCUGCCUCCGCCUUAUGCACAUUUUCACCAUCAGCAAGACGCUGGGGCCCAAGAUAAUCAUUGUGAAGCGAAUGAUGAAGGACGUCUUCUUCUUCCUCUUUCUCCUGGCGGUAUGGGUUGUGUCCUUCGGAGUGGCCAAGCAGGCCAUCCUCAUCCACAACGAGAGCCGGGUGGACUGGAUCUUCCGUGGGGUCGUCUACCACUCUUACCUCACCAUCUUUGGGCAGAUCCCAACCUACAUUGAUGGUGUGAAUUUCAGUAUGGACCAGUGCAGCCCUAAUGGCACAGACCCCUACAAGCCCAAGUGUCCCGAGAGUGACUGGACAGGACAGACACCCGCCUUCCCUGAGUGGCUGACGGUCACCUUGCUCUGCCUCUAUCUGCUCUUUGCCAACAUCCUGCUGCUCAACCUGCUCAUUGCCAUGUUCAACUACACGUUCCAGGAAGUGCAGGAACACACAGACCAGAUCUGGAAGUUCCAGCGCCACGACCUGAUUGAGGAGUACCAUGGCCGGCCCCCGGCCCCUCCCCCCUUCAUCCUCCUCAGCCACCUGCAGCUCCUGAUCAAGAGGAUUGUCCUGAAGAUCCCUGCCAAGAGGCACAAGCAGCUCAAGAACAAACUGGAGAAGAAUGAGGAGGCAGCCCUCCUGUCCUGGGAGCUCUACCUGAAGGAGAACUACCUGCAGAACCAGCAGUACCAGCACAAACAGCGGGCAGAACAGAAGAUCCAGGACAUCAGUGAGAAAGUGGACACCAUGGUGGAUCUGCUGGACAUGGACCGUGUGAAGAGGUCGGGCUCCACGGAGCAGAGGCUGGUCUCCCUGGAGGAACAGGUAGCUCAGACGACCAGAGCUUUGCACUGGAUCAUGACAACCCUGAAGGACGGUGGCUUUGGCUCAGAGGCAGGUGUGCUGACCCUGGCAUCCCAAAGGGCCUUCGAUGAGCCAGAUGCUGAACCGAGCAGCAAGAGGAAAGUAGAGGAGCCAGGAGACGGCUACCACGUGAACGCCCGGCACCUCCUGUACCCCGAUGCUCUCAUCAUGCGCUUCCCUGUGCCCAACGAGAAGGUGCCCUGGGAGGCAGAGUUUCUAAUCUACGACCCCCCAUUUUACACAGCUGAGAAGAAGGAUGUGGCCCUCACAGACCCUGUGGGAGACAUGGCAGAACCUCUGUCUAGGAUCAGUUACAAUGUUGUGGAUGGACCAACGGACCGUUGCAGCUUCCAUGGACGCUAUGUGGUCCAGAAUGGGCUCCCUUUGAACCCCAUGGGCCGUACAGGAUUGCGUGGACGUGGGAGCCUCAGCUGGUUUGGACCCAACCACACACUACAGCCAGUGGUUACUCGGUGGAAGAGGAACCAGGGUGGAGCCAUCUGCCGCAAGAGUGUCAGGAAGAUGCUGGAGGUGCUGGUGGUAAAGCUGCCUCACUCUGAGUACUGGGCCUUGCCAGGGGGAUCUCGGGAGCCAGGGCAGACGCUACCACGGAAGCUGAAACUGGUCCUCCGAGACGAGUUCUGGAAGCCCUUCGAGACCUUGCUGGAGCAAGGAACAGAGGUGUACAAAGGGUAUGUGGAUGACCCAAGGAACACAGACAAUGCCUGGAUUGAGACGGUGGUCGUCAGCAUCCAUUUCCAGGGCCAGAAUGAUGUGGAGCUGAAGAGGUUGGAAGAGAACCUGCACACCCACGGUGACCUACAGAUGUCUACUGAAUGGCAGGUGGUGGAUAGGCGCAUCCCCCUGUAUUCAAACCACAAGACUAUCCUCCAAAAGGUGGCCUUGCUGUUUGGAGCUCACUUCUGACUGUGGGUUCUGGUGGAAUCUCCAGGGGUAUGAGUGACCAAUGCCCCCCAAUACUUGGACUGCUUUAUCUUGGUCUGGCUGGCAGGUUGGGGUGCUGGGGUGGGUGACCACAGGGAUCUUAACAAGGCCCCAGAGGUGCUGUCCCGAAAGCCAUCUCUGCUACGACAGGAGGAUACACAACAUGAGGACAGAAGUGUGUUCAGUGGCUCCGGGUGCCUAUGUCCUCAGGUGCCAUACCUUGACUUGGGCUCUAUGGGGCCUUGUCCAGCAAGAUGCUGCCACUACCCAUAAACCUCUGGGGCAGAUACUAUGCCCUGGAGGGACCUCUGUCUUCAUGGUGGGAGCCUUCUGUCGUAGACAGAAGGUAGGUAGAGGCUGGGCCUCCUUCAGGAGAAGACAGGGUCCUCAUGACUCCUGGCCAGUGCUGGGUCACAUGCAGGCACUGGGGAAGACAGUGAGGGCUUUGAGUUGGAUGACUGUCAUUUUUAGACCUUGGAAGCACUCUUUCGAAAGUGCUCAAGCUGGCAUACCCUAGCUUCAGCUGACCUGCUGGUUACAGAAAGUACUAGAUGAUGACAACGCAUCAUUGAGAAUGAUAAGCUUUCUCUGACAGGGUGGCCUAUGACUCAGGGAUUUGUACUGGCUACAAGAUUAAUUAACUCUGCAGCUUGGCUUAGGGGCGGGCAAUACUGGGGCUUGAUGGGAUGGGACAAUAAAGGACUGGUAUGUGUUGUUUUU
Messenger RNA from Cricetulus griseus (Chinese hamster), 5316 nucleotides. The record is from RefSeq and is a predicted model, not a curated record. NCBI's taxonomy places the organism in Eukaryota, Metazoa, Chordata, Mammalia, Rodentia, Cricetidae.